Racocetra persica is the source of this 419-nucleotide messenger RNA. Lineage: Eukaryota; Fungi; Glomeromycota; Glomeromycetes; Diversisporales; Gigasporaceae. The record is from the annotation of a GenBank genome assembly.
AAACAAAAGAUGCUAUUCUCUGGAAGAAUAAAGAUCUAGUAAAAGAUCUAGAAGAAGAAUAUAGGUAUGCAACUAAUCAAGCACUAAACUUAGACAGAAAAGAUUUUGAAGCAAUACAAGAACAAAUAGAACUAUGUGAAAGUAAACCAUUACAAGAACAAUAUCAAGCAAAAUAUAGAGAACUAUUGGGAGUAUCUCUAAAAAACCUAGAUAAAAUGCAUGAUGUAGAAGACGAAGAAGAACGAAUGUUCCAAGAACAACAACAAGCCAGAAGACAAGGCUUAGAAUUACCAAAAACAUUACCACCAAAAUAUCCAUAUUCCGAAAAAUAUAAGCCAACAGUAAAUGAACCACGAGAAACAGAACAAAUAGCAGAUAGAUGGCUACUAGAUGAUAACUUUGGAAGAACAUUAGAAUAG